Actinia tenebrosa (Australian red waratah sea anemone) is the source of this 3533-nucleotide messenger RNA. Its product is annotated as ubiquitin-like domain-containing CTD phosphatase 1. The record is from RefSeq and is a predicted model, not a curated record. Gene Ontology annotation, biological process: regulation of proteasome assembly; protein dephosphorylation. Gene Ontology annotation, cellular component: nucleus. Gene Ontology annotation, molecular function: protein serine/threonine phosphatase activity; protein binding. NCBI's taxonomy places the organism in Eukaryota, Metazoa, Cnidaria, Anthozoa, Actiniaria, Actiniidae.
AAUGCAACAGUCUCAAAGCAACUUCACAAAAAUGAACUUUGAUUUUAAAAUUUAGUUCAAAAAAGUCGAUUUGAAUGAGUUAAUUGUUCCAUUUUUGGCUCCAUUAAAUCAAUGAAAAGCCAGCCAGUGUCAGACGGGUACCAGUAUGCAUUAUGACACCAGGGCCAGCCCCCGUCAGAUUAAUUGAUUCAAAUCAAAAAACUUUGCCUUUGUUUCUUUGUUCUUGUUUUUUAAAAUAAGUUGUUUGUCAGCGAGUUUUGUUUAACAACCUCAUCACGUAGGACUGGUAGUUUCAUUAUUGGCGAGAAGUUGGCAAGUUGGCUAUCAGAAUAAUACACUUCUUGAGAUAUUUUUUUGUAAAUAUCACUGAUGCCUAAAUUCAUAUUAAUUUUCUUAAAAAAAGGUCACGAUACUCUCUGACUAAGACCGAUACAGUUUUGUCAAAGACAAAAUGGCUGCUAAUAUGUGUAAUCCAGUCAAUUUUUAAUACGUACGAAUUGAUAGUUGUAAAUAAAAUGAACGUUUUAUGAAGAGUGGUUUAAAACAUCUAAUAAACUUUUGAAUUAGUGGCAUUUUAAAAAUUUGGAUAGCCAAAUGUUAUCAGAACAGUACUCUAUCAGGAACUAUUAUAUUUAAGAAAGGAGCAAGAAAGGAGACUUUCAUAUAGUUGUCAUGGGAUACCUUUGUCACGCAACCGUCUCACCCUACCCCCCUCCCCCCAUAAAAAAAGAAUAAGAAAACUCUUGAUAAAAAUAAAAUGGUAAAAUAAAUGUUAAGAAGAUGUCCAGAAGCUUUGUAACCUAUUUGUAACCUUUGCACCGAUGUUUUCCCCCUUUUCCCCAUUCAAUGAAAACCAAGCUUGGGCACCCUUUGGUAGUGAUUUUGAAAUCAAUACUGUUGGGUUUCCUGUGUUCUGAACAAAAAUAAAUUUUUAAAAACAAAAAUGGCGGACGGAAUCUCAGAAAAAAUUCCAUCAAUUACAAUAAAAUGGAGCGGAAAAGACUAUGUUAUCGAUAACCUUGAGCCUAAUGAUACUAUUGGAAGACUUAAAGACGUUAUUAAAGACAAGACUGGCGUACUUCCUGCAAGACAAAAGCUUUUGGGGCUAAAAUUUAAAGGUAAAUCACCAGAUGAAAACACAAAGUUAAAAGCUUUGAACCUGAAGCCAAACAAUAAGAUCAUGAUGAUGGGCACAAGAGAAGAAAAACUGGCAGAUGUUCUCAAGCCAUCAGAAGAAUUGGUUAAUAAUGAGGUUGUCAAUGAUUUUGAUGUUGAAGAAGAUGAAGUAAUGGUGGAAAACAAAGAAGAAAAUUUGUCCAAAAUAGCCAAAAGAGUAUCAGACUACAAGAUCAAUGUCCUCAAUGAACCAGACGAAAACAAGAAACUACUUGUUCUUGAUGUUGACUACACUUUAUUUGACCACAAAUCGUCUGCAGAAUAUGGAUACGAACUAAUGCGUCCAUACCUCCAUGAGUUUUUGACAUCUGCUUUUGAAGAUUACAACAUCAUUAUCUGGUCUGCAACAAGUAUGAAGUGGAUUGAGGCCAAAAUGAAAGAACUGAAUGUAACAAAUAAUCCAAACUAUAAGAUAUGUUUUCUAUUGGACAGCAGUGCAAUGAUUACUGUUCAGGCUCCUAAAUAUGGAGUGAUUGAGACAAAGCCAUUGGGAGUUAUCUGGGGCAAGUACAAGUGCUUUUCUAACAAAAACACAAUCAUGUUUGAUGACUUAAGAAGAAAUUUCCUAAUGAAUCCUCAAUGUGGAUUGAAGAUUCGACCUUUUCGUGAAGCACAUUUUAACAGAGACAAAGACAAGGAGCUUUUAAAACUGAAAAAAUACUUAAAAGACAUUUCAAAACUGGAUGACUUCAAAUAUCUGAAUCACAAGUACUGGGAAAGCUACAGAUCCAGAUGACUCAAUCAAUGAUGAUACACCAGUUGAAAGAUCAGUGGAUUGACACAAUCCAUUAAUUGUAUAUAUUGACACUAUAUCUUGAUUAAAUCCACACAUUUUAAUUCCAGCAUCAUGUUUGAGAUAUCAUGUCCAGUAGGGCCCGAUUGUAGGAAGUGUGGAUAGCACUAUCUGUCAGGGCCUGGUUGUACAAAGCGAGAAUAGCACUAUCCAAUGAAUAAAUCUUAUUCAGUGGAUAAAUUUAUUGGAUAACAGCAUCGACUUAUCUACUGGAUAAGAAUUUAUCCACUGGAUAGCUCUAGUCACCCUUCAUACAGCCGGGCCAUGAUAAAUCUUGUCCAGUGGAUAAAUACAUUGGAUAACAGCAUUGACUUAUCCACUGAAUGAAGAUUUAUCCGUCAGAUAGCGCUAUCCACCCUUUGUACAAUGAGGGGUCUCUGCCAUUGGGGGCAAUGCACCAUUCUUUCUACUCAUAAAUACAAGUACGCCUUUCAUCUUUUAUCAUUUUUCUUAGGGGUGGUUUUCCAUCUUCACUAGACCACUGAAGUUGCUAAGGGGCUGAACAGCAAUUGGGGCGUUGCCCUGUGUUAAAGUCUCCGUUAUUUUCUAUUGACAAAAUAUUAAUGAACUAAACUAAACUAACAGGGUUUACAGCCAUUCUAAUCGCCCUCUAGCAAUUAUUUUUCUCGUGAUGAAGUAGAUUUUGGUGGACGUCAAUCAAAGUGUUUUCAUGACAUUCUAUAGGCACGUGCCCUUAUAGUUUUUUACCGACAAUGCUAUGGAAAUGCCUUGUGAUUGACGUCCACCAAAACCUUCUUCGUCGUGAAAGGGUGAUUUCCUGAAAUGUGAUUCGGCCACCAGUUUUAUGUUUUUGUGAAUCAUGAAAUGGCUAUUUCCAUAAAUUUGUUUUGUGACAUGUGAUUUGACCAAUAUAUUUUCCAGGAAACAUGAUUCGUACCUCCCUCCCCUUYACCACCCUGGCCUAACUUUCCAGACUAUUUAUACAUUAUAAAAUUCAAGCACCUAUUAAACAUUCAAAUUUCAAAAUUAAUUACAUUAUGUCAUACUAGCUUGAUAUCAUAGUCAAAUUAUGAAAAUCCCUGUAAACAUAAAAUCAUAUUAGUGAUAUCAGUGAUGUAUUAUUGCUGUUUACUGUAGUGAUUAGCAAUGACAAGUUUUUUGACAAUGCUAAAAAAUGUCAAAAUAGACCUUUCCUGAAUUCAUAUAAGAACAUGCGUAAUAGUUAUAUGAUUUCCGAGCCCAUCCCACAUGGCUUACAGCCUGGUCUUUCCUGAAUUCACUUGAGCGAGCAUGAAAAAGGGCUCCCAUUCUAGGCUGGACUUGAUGUGUUCAUUGAUUUUCUGUAUUUUAUAACAGGUCCAACCACCAUUUCAUAAUGACUCAAGGAAAUUCAAGAAGGGUUUAUUGAAAUGGAGUGAAUCAAUCAAUGAGUUCACCUAUAAGGUGAAAAAUAGAAAUGUUUUCUACUAACACACAAAUUCCCAUUCCAAACAAUUUCUUCAAUUCUCAUUUCAUUUUACAAAAUGUCCAGUAAAAAAAUCUCUCUAAUGCCUGUCUUUGUCCAUGAGCAGUUUAAAACUGUAAUAAAGACGAGAUCUUUGCC